AAUAUGCUCUUUGAGUGCAACUGUUGAUCAGGUUCCUGAAAAUGAAACCAAAGUCGCAACUUCAAUUCCAAGAAAACGAAAUUCCAAGAAGGAAGGUCAAUUGAAUAUCAAGCAAUAUUGCAUAUCAAAAUUCAUGCACCAAUUCACAAUUCCUUAUGAAAAUGUACAAUCUCAGAUUGUGUAGAAUAGGCGUUAUAGUCAUCUUCUAAGAUGAUAGAAGCUACAGUUUACCAAAACACAAAGGAACAAAUGUUUCUGUGUUUCCUAAAAACAUACAUUUCUAGGCGUAGAGAUGCUUCAUGCAAACCUGCAUGCUUCGCUUAGUCUUAGACCAAAUACUUGGGCAAAAAUUUAAAUUCACGAUAUUUAAGAAUUUAAUUCAUCAAACUGAAAGUGAAAGUGCGCCUGUAUUGGGUCGUAUAACGUGAACCACCAACUGUUUUGUUUGUGAAAUAAAUAAUAAGCUGUACAUUCAUCAUGGCUUGCUACAAUCUAUUGCGAGGUGAUUCCGACAAUCCUUUAUUUGAUGUUACAUUUGAUUUUUAUUCCCCGAGACCUCACUUCAUUAUUUUAACCAAAGCUGGCGUUCCUAUGAAACAUGAGUUUGGUCUCAUCUCAAGCGAACAGAUACAACAACUCAUCAAAGCUGGGAAUUCUGUAUUGGAAAUCUUUAAGAUAGCUGGAGGUACUCUAUCAAUACAUCGCGGAGCUUGGAGGAGCGAAGCAAAUAAGGUCCACGUUCAUUUUCCCGUUGAUCUUGAAAGUUAUUUACGAGUUUUUGAAAGCCUGAAAGGAGAUAUCCCCAACUGGCCGAGCAAGAAAUAUGUUACAAAAGAAUGGAAGAAGAGUAAAAAUCCUCGUUCAUAUGUUGAGAAUGUGCGUGGUUAUCCCUACCGUUGUUAUCUUGCUGAUGAUGUGAAGAGCGUUACAGCAAUUUUAUCUUGUGAACAAGACGUUGCCCUCGCUGAGUUGCCUCUUGAAGGCGGUAUCAAAAAGAUAGUGUACCAUUCGAGCCAUCCAAAGAUUGGCUUCGUUGGCAAAAAACCUGCCUCGAUUGAAGAGUUUCAACAAGUGCUUUCCGCGAUGGAGAAUAUCGCUAAAGAUCUCCGUUUGACAGACAUGAAAUCUAAAAACGCCGAGAAACACGGCUGCCAUGUUUGUUUGUACUUGGGUUCAGUUAGCAGUGCUGGCUGGAAUGGGCUCACCAAAGAAGAUGAUGAAGAUGUUGUAGGUCAUAUCGUGAUGUCAGGAUUUCGUUUCUAUCAACUGUGCCCUGUGGAACUUCGGGAGAACUGGUUUCACGCCUAUGAGCAGUCAGGAUUUCAGUGUCUAACGUGAUAGAUGAGCGAGAAAUUCUUUAAUAAUAAAUUCUGAUAUGAAUAAUGAUACUAAAUAUACCCUUUUCACUUUGUAUUGUACAGAUUUUAUACAUUUAAUUCAUGAAGAAAGACUAAAAUCUCUGCAGUAAAAUCUUUUUCUCUGUGUAAAUUACAAUAGUUAUACAUGCAUACAUCUUAAAGCGAUAAUUGUUGAAUUACA
Dendronephthya gigantea is the source of this 1539-nucleotide messenger RNA. RefSeq lists its product as uncharacterized. NCBI's taxonomy places the organism in Eukaryota, Metazoa, Cnidaria, Anthozoa, Malacalcyonacea, Nephtheidae. The transcript is spliced from 2 exons. The record is from RefSeq and is a predicted model, not a curated record. The coding region runs from base 478 to 1338 and encodes 286 amino acids.